GCAUUGUUUGCAAAGAUUAGCAAUUGUAUCUCUUCUGUCAGCAUGUUUGCUGAAGUCCUGGUGUAGCAGGGAGAGUGCUUUCAGACAGAGGGUACCAGACAGAAAACUGGAAGCAGUUUGUGUAUUUUUUUUGAAGUCAAGGCAGAGCUUGAAUUAAGGAACCCAUUGCGAUCAGAGGCAACACGCCCAGGGAGCAAUGGAGAAACAUCUAUCUGACCUUGCAACACCUUCAGCAGGUGCCAGAGAUUACAGCAUUCCCACCCUUUAUGUUGAAAACGUGUCCACGAAUAGCACUUUGGAACCGUCAAUUAAUGGCAGCGGAGGGGCCAUACUCAUCCCUGCCAUAUAUUUCACCGUGUGUGCCAUCGGACUCAGCGGCAACACACUGGUCAUCCACGUCAUCCUCUGUUACGCCAAGAUGGAAUCUGUCACCAAUCUGUACAUCCUGAACCUCGCCAUAGCAGAUGAACUUUUCAUGGUUGGCCUGCCCUUCCUCGCCAUUCAGAAUGCCUUGUCCUACUGGCCAUUUGGCUCGCUUGUGUGCCGGUUGGUGAUGACGGUGGAUGGCAUCAACCAGUUCACCAGUAUCUUCUGUCUCACCGUCAUGAGCAUCGACAGGUACUUGGCAGUGGUCCACCCUGUGAAGUCCAUCAAGUGGCGCAAGCCCCAUGUGGCCAAAGUCAUCAAUGCCAUGGUCUGGGCCAUCUCCUUCGUGGUGGUCCUCCCUGUUGUCAUCUUCUCAGAUGUGAAGACAGGCAUGCACACUUGCAACAUCAACUGGCCGGAGCCUAUUAUCGUCUGGUCUACUGCCUUCAUCAUUUACACGGCCACCUUGGGCUUCUUCGGUCCUCUGCUGGUCAUCUGUCUCUGCUACCUUCUCAUCGUCAUCAAGUUGCGGUCCUCGGGCAAGAAGGUGAGGGCCACCUCAACUAAGAGGAAGAAAUCUGAGCGUCGGGUGACCUGGAUGGUGGUCAUCGUGGUGGCGGUGUUCGUCUUCUGCUGGUUACCGUUCUACGUGAUGAACAUCGUCAACCUGGUGUCCAGCAUGCCCUCAGAGCCUGCCUUGGUGGGCCUCUACUUCUUCGUGGUGGUGCUUUCUUAUGCCAACAGCUGUGCCAACCCCAUCAUCUACGGCUUCCUGUCGGACAACUUCAAGCAAGGCUUCCGCAAGAUCCUGUGCCGCUCCAGCCGCAGGGUAGACGUCAACAAUCCGGGCAGCCGGGGGACGGGCAGCACCUACACGGAGAUGCAGCAUAUCAACAACAUCGCCCAGAAUGCCCCAGCCUGGGAAAACCUGCUGGGCGAGAGCUCGGAGCAGAAAGUGCCCAACGAGGUUUUACCCAACGCAACCAAAAACGGGACUCUGGAGAUCAGCGACUUGUGAACCACUGCUAACCGUCUUCACCACCCGCUGUUGCUUUUUUUCCUUUCUGUUGUCGAAUAACUCUGAAUGUAUCAAACCUUCUCUACCAGUUGCUCUGGAAGGGAAACCCAUACUGCCCAACAUGGAGUUGAGGAGGAUAUACUUGGAGAGACUUCCUCGGCUCAUUUCUCAUUCCAAAGUGUUGAGGUUCGGGCAGUGGCAUCAUUGGCCUCAGUGGCCCCGAGGUUAGGGAAUGCCUUGGCGGCCAAAAGUUUGUCGUAGCUUAAAGGCCAAGAUCUUGUCUCUUGGCACAAGCUCGAGUGGCUAUCAAGAAGAUGGACGGGUAGCCAAUGGGCAGGCCUUAGCCCAGUCCCGGGCAGACUCUCAUUGGAGGACAGUUCCACAAUCAUGGAGCUGCCGUUGGAAGCAGUCAAGUCCAAGUCUUCGGGAUGGUGAGGGAGGUGGGGAGUGAUUAGAGGGAGGAGACGAGGGGAGAAUUUGUGAGCACACACAAGCCCCUUGGUGCUACAAGCCCCUGGGAGGGGGAGUGGGAAACGAGGUAGAGUUGUGUGGAGGGAGAGGUGGCAAUGAUCCACAGCGCAUUUAAAUUCCUUCGAAAUACAUUUUACGAGUUUUGUUACCCGGUGAUGUCUGCAAUACUGUUUGUAGAUUAGGAUUUGAAGAACUGAAUCACUGUAUGUAUGUGUGUGUGUGUGUAGUGUAUCACAGUAUUUGUACUGCAC
This is a messenger RNA of Chiloscyllium plagiosum (whitespotted bambooshark), 2106 nucleotides long. RefSeq names its product somatostatin receptor type 5-like. Gene Ontology annotation, molecular function: somatostatin receptor activity; neuropeptide binding. Gene Ontology annotation, cellular component: plasma membrane; neuron projection. The record is from RefSeq and is a predicted model, not a curated record. Gene Ontology annotation, biological process: neuropeptide signaling pathway. Lineage: Eukaryota; Metazoa; Chordata; Chondrichthyes; Orectolobiformes; Hemiscylliidae.